Laccaria bicolor S238N-H82 is the source of this 2166-nucleotide messenger RNA. RefSeq names its product mitochondrial outer membrane translocase receptor TOM70. The transcript is spliced from 12 exons. Gene Ontology annotation, molecular function: protein binding. The coding region runs from base 325 to 1806 and encodes 493 amino acids. Lineage: Eukaryota; Fungi; Basidiomycota; Agaricomycetes; Agaricales; Hydnangiaceae. The record is from RefSeq and is a predicted model, not a curated record.
CAAACUGGCGGUAUUGUCGAGCGCGUGCAGGACUUUGUGUCCGAGAACAAGUGCGCCAUUAUCAUCGGCACUGCUGCCCUUGCCCUUGCUGCUGGGGGUGCUGCUGCUUAUUAUGCCUCAACGUCUUCACGGCCGAGGGGACCUGGGGAUGUAGAGAAGGCGGAGAAGAGGGAAAAGAAGAAGGCAAGUCACGGUAAAGGUAGUCAUGGGAAGAAGAAGAAAGGCGUGAAGGACCAGGACGGACCAAUAUUGGAGGAGAGGGUCCCUCCGCCGAAGGUUGAGGAGGUGUCAGAGGAGUCGUUGACGGCUGAGCAAAUCCUUGCUAUGCCAGAGGAGGAGCGCACAAAAAUGGCAGCGUCAUUAAAGACAAAAGGCAACACUGCCUACCAAAAUCGCAACUUUACGCAAGCGGCCGAUCUGUAUACUCGAGCUAUAGAGGUGUCGCCAAAACCCGAACCCGUUUUCUAUAGUAAUCGUGCGGCAUGCUACGUGAACAUGUCACCUCCAAAACACGACUUGGUCGUGCUAGACUGCGACGAGGCACUCAAACUUGAUGCCAACUACGUCAAGGCCCUCAACCGACGCGCGAUCGCUUUGGAAGGGCUUGAGCGGUACGAGGAGGCCGUCAGAGACUUCACUGCGGCCACUAUCCUUGACAAAUUCCAAAACCAGGCAACCGCCAGUGCCGUUGAGCGCGUCCUUAAAGCUCUUGCGGCGAAAAAGGCCGCUGAGAUUAUCGCUACCCGUGGGGCGCGGUUACCAUCCUUUACCUUUAUCUCCGCAUACUUCGCCGCCUUCCGACCUCGAGCUCAUCCCACACUUCCCGAAAACCCAUCAACAGGAGACAACACGCUUAUCCUCGCCCUCGAAGCCCUUGCUGCUGCUGACUAUCCACAUGCCGUGACGUUGAUCAACGAGUCGUUGGAGCAGGGUAUUUCAUGGGACGAGGGCAAAGCUGAGGCAUUGAACCUCCGUGGCACUUUCAAAUUCCUCGUAGGAGACGUGGAGGGCGCCAAAGUGGACCUUACAGAAUCCAUCAAACUCGUUCCUUCAUUUACACAGAGCAUUGUGAAGAUUGCCAGCGUGCACAUGGAGCAGGGAAAUCCUAAGUUGGCGUUCGAGUGCUUUGACGAUGCUAUCAAGCAGAACCCGAAUGAUCCUGAUAUCUAUUACCACCGGGGACAAGUUCUGUUCAUCAUGAACGAUUUCGCCAAUGCUGCUACGAAUUACACCAAGUCCACGGAAUUGGAUGAUCAAUUUGUGUUCAGCCACAUCCAGCUCGCUGUGGCGCAGUACAAGUCUGAUCAUCUUUCGAAUAGUAUGGCCACCUUUAGGAGGACAUUGGUAGCGUUCCCUCAACGGAGUGAGCCCCAAAAUUAUUACGGCGAGCUGUUGAUGGACCAACAACGAUUCGAGGACGCCGUGGAGAAGUUUGAUAAGGCGUUUGAGAUGGAAAAGCAAAAGGUCGGAACAAUCCCCAACGUCCUACCUUUAGUGAACAAAGGCCUCGCUCUGUACCAAUGGAAACAAGACAUCACUGCCGCCGAGAAAUGUUGUGAAGAAGCUCUCGAAAUCGAUCCUGAAUGCGAGGCCGCCGUGGCUACAUUUGCGCAACUCAGUUUGCAGCAGAGUAAGGUUGGGGAUGCAGUGAAGAUGUUCAGUAGGCAGGCAGAGCUGGCGAGGAGCGAGCCUGAGUUGGUCAGUGCGUUGACUUUCAAAUACGCGACGUUGUCACAGAUGGAGUUCUUGAAGAACUACCCAUCCAUGGCUGCGCAGCUUAACCAGAUGGCUAUGAGUAUGGCGUAGGCGGCUUGAGCUGCGUGGAUGCGAUUCCCCCAUUGCCGUUAUACUAUACUAUAUUCAGCCUUGCUUGCUUCUAGAGUUGGCUCAUCCGAUUAUUCUCGCUCCCGAGUUCAUGCUUUCGCACUUUUAAUACUUAUUCUUUGUAUUCUCCACUGCAGGUACUGAAUCUACAUCUCCAUUCACGCGAUACUGUCAUUCGUUUUGCGCCCCCAACCUCCAUUCUGGAGGAUACAUCAUUUGUAGAAGCUGUCCCCAUUCUGCUGGCGUGGUAGCCUGUGAUUUGUGAUAUUGGUCCCACCAGCUAUGAUCGUCUUCAUCCCAUGACGAUCACCGUUGUUGUUGGGGAUGGCCAAGAAUUAUUUG